ACCAUGCUGGGCUGCGGCCGUCUGAGGCGGCUUUUCCGCCAGCUCACCCUCCAGACCAGCCUGCUGCUGCUCUUCGUCUUCUGCAUGGUGAGCGUCUUCAUCUCCGCCUACUUCCUGUACGGCGUGAAGCGGGAGCUGGAGCCGGCGGCGGGCGCCGGGGCUGAGGGGGCCUCUGCGGACUGCGAUGACCCCAAGGUCACACCCUCGCGGCUGCUCCCGCUGAAGACGGCGCGGCCCGCCGACGCGGCACGCACUGACCCCGUGGUGCUGGUGUUUGUGGAGAGCCUCUACUCCCAGCUGGGCCAGGAGAUUGUGGCCAUCCUGGAGUCCAGCCGGUUCCGCUACCGCACCGAGAUCUCGCCCGGCAAGGGCGACAUGCCCACCCUCACUGACAAGGACCGCGGCCGCUUCGCCCUCGUCAUCUACGAGAACAUCCUCAAGUACGUCAACCUGGACGCCUGGAACCGCGAGCUGCUUGACAAGUACUGCGUGGAGUAUGGUGUGGGCAUCAUUGGCUUCUUCAAGGCCAAUGAGAACAGCCUUCUGAGCGCCCAGCUGAAGGGCUUCCCCCUCUUCCUGCACUCGAACCUGGGACUGAAGGACUGCAGCGUCAACCCCAAGUCCCCGCUGCUCUUCAUUACGCGGGCCCGGGAGGUGGACCGCGGCCCGCUGCCGGGCGACGACUGGACCGUCUUCCAGUCCAACCACUCCACCUACGAGCCGGUGCUGCUGGCCAAGACUAAGUCGGCGGAGAGCAUCCCGCAGCUGGGGGUGACCGCUGCGCUGCACACCUCCGUCGUGCAGGACCUGGGCCUCCACGACGGCAUCCAGCGCGUCCUCUUCGGCAACAACCUCAACUUCUGGCUGCACAAGCUGGUCUUCGUGGACGCCGUGUCCUUCCUCACCGCCAAGCGCCUCUCGCUCUCCCUCGACCGCUACCUGCUGGUGGACAUCGACGACAUCUUCGUGGGCAAGGAGGGCACCCGCAUGAAGGUUCCUGACGUCAAGGCCCUGCUGGAGACUCAGAACAGCCUCCGUACCCACGUCCCCAACUUCACCUUUAACCUGGGGUUUUCCGGAAAGUUCUUCCAUGCAGGCACAGACGAGGAGGACCUGGGUGACGACCUGCUGCUGUCCUACGUGAAGGAGUUCUGGUGGUUCCCUCACAUGUGGAGCCACAUGCAGCCGCACCUCUUCCACAACCAGACCGUGCUGGCGGAACAGAUGCUGCUCAACCGCAGGUUCGCCGCGGAGCACGGGAUUCCCACCAACAUGGGCUACGCCGUGGCCCCCCACCACUCGGGGGUGUACCCCGUGCAUGUGCAGCUGUACGAUGCCUGGAAGAAAGUGUGGGGCAUCAAGGUGACCAGCACGGAGGAGUACCCCCACCUGAAGCCUGCCCGAUUCCGCCGGGGCUUCGCCCACAGCGGGAUCAGCGUUCUGCCCAGGCAGACGUGUGGGCUCUUCACUCACACCAUCUUCUAUAAGGAGUAUCCAGGAGGACCCAAGGAGCUGGACAAGCUCAUCAAUGGAGGAGAACUCUUCCUCACAGUACUGCUCAACCCUAUCAGCAUCUUCAUGACCCACCUGUCCAACUACGGGAACGACCGGCUGGGCCUGUACACCUUCAAGAACCUGAUCCGCUUCCUGCAGUCCUGGACCAACCUGAGGCUGCAGACCCUGCCCCCUGUGCAGCUGGCACAACGCUACUUCCAGAUCUUCCCAGAGGAGAGAGACCCACUCUGGCAGGACCCCUGUGAGGACAAAAGGCACAAAGACAUUUGGUCAAAAGAGAAGACGUGUGACCGGUUCCCCAAGCUCCUCAUCAUCGGACCACAGAAGACAGGCACCACUGCGCUCUACCUCUUCCUCGGCAUGCACCCCGAUCUGACCAGCAACUACCCCAGCAAGGAGACCUUCGAGGAGAUCCAGUUCUUCAACGGCCACAACUACCACAAGGGAAUUGACUGGUACAUGGAGUACUUUCCCCUGCCCUCCAACACCAGCUCGGACUUCUACUUCGAGAAGAGCGCCAACUACUUCGACUCAGAGGUGGCGGCGCGGCGGGCAGCGGCGCUCCUGCCCAAAGCCAAGAUCAUCACCAUCCUCAUCAACCCCGCGGACCGGGCCUACUCCUGGUACCAGCAUCAGAGAGCCCACGACGACCCCGUCGCCCUCAAGUACACCUUCCAUGACGUCAUCACGGCCCCCCAUGACGCCCCCAUCAAGCUGCGGGUCCUCCAGAACCGCUGCCUGGUACCGGGCUGGUACGCCACUCACCUGGAUCGAUGGCUUAAUCAUUAUCACCCCAGCCAGCUUCUGGUUCUGGACGGGCAGAUGCUCAGAACCGAGCCGGCCUCAGUGAUGGAUAAGAUCCAGAAGUUUCUGGGACUGGCAAACACCGUCAACUACCACAGAAUCUUGGCGUUUGAUCCCAAGAAGGGAUUCUGGUGUCAGCUACUGGAAGGAGGCAAGACCAAGUGUCUGGGGAAGAGCAAAGGCAGAAAGUACCCAGAGAUGGACUCGGAUUCUCGCUCCUUCCUGAGAGAGCACUACCGGGAGCACAACGUGGAGCUCUCCAAACUGCUGUACAGGAUGGGACAGCCCCUGCCCAGCUGGCUCAGAGAGGAGCUGCUCAACACCAGGUAGCGAGAGGCGCGGGGGGGAGCGGAGACAGGCGCUGGACCAGCCGCCUAUCGUCCGCUCUUCCCUCUGCCCGCCGCCGACCGACACGCCCAGCCAGGAGCCGAGAGAGACCGCCACCGCCGCCGCCAGAGGACCUCAGAGAACCCCCGGCCGGGGUCGUCCUCUGGCAGGAGGACACGGGAGACAGGUGGAAAGGACAUUCGGUGACGGCACACCCUGGGAAACGGGACACCGUUCGAAAUUUUUUUUCAGGAGACUAAAAAACUAUUGCACCCCCCACCCCUACCCCUGCCCGAUCCCCUAUCUGGACCCCCAGGCCGUUGUCAGCGCUAAUAUUGGGGGGGCGCAGGCACAUAGCACAGGAGUGGGUGAGGCCGCCUUUUACACCCCACCCCUCCCUACGCACGAAUACACACACCUUUGCUUUUGGGAGAUGGAGACUUGAGCUGUCUGCUCAGUGCCAGUUAUUACGUACACUAGCCAUUAAUGGAAGUAAGUGCCAGGGUGGAAUCCUCAUUCCCAAUUAACAUGGACAUGGACAAGUUCUUCUUUGAGUUCUUAUUUUCUCAUUUCUUUUUUUUUAAGUGGUUUGUUUUUGCUUUUUUUAAUGGUCUUGAUCUGUUAAAGCUGCAGGUAUAUUAUCUUAGAGUAUCGUGUUGUCACCAGCUGCAGAACAGUUGGUCAGCACUGUUUUAAUGUAUUUUUAAAUGAUUAAAAAUUUUUAAACAUCGGAGAAAGAAACAAGUUCGUAGCAAUGUCUGCACAAUGUGAGAGGGUGAUGUGCAGAAGUGGGUAUUAGGGGAAAAAAUGAAUUUUUUUGUGGCUGACUAUUAAACGAAAAAGAAUAGAGACAGAAGACACGUUUAAAGUAAUACAGCAAAGAGAGACCAGCUACGUCCUCCUAACACAGAACAGACUUGGUGUGCUACUGGCAGCCCGCAGGAGGUUUUCUCACGGCAUGCUGGUGCUGUCAUAGUUUGGAAGCAGAAGGAAAGUAGGACAGAAUUUUUAGGUGCAUUUUUCCCUCGGAACAGUUGCAGUUGCGCCAUAUCUAUAAUACAAGAAUGCAAUAUGACAAUGUAAUUUUUGGAAUGCAGCUCUAAAGUUGAACCCACUC
Molecule: messenger RNA, 3763 nt
Organism: Megalops cyprinoides (Indo-Pacific tarpon)
Lineage: Eukaryota; Metazoa; Chordata; Actinopteri; Elopiformes; Megalopidae
Gene: ndst1a
Product: N-deacetylase/N-sulfotransferase (heparan glucosaminyl) 1a
Exons: 14
Coding region: 4-2649 (881 amino acids)
Cellular component (GO): Golgi apparatus
Molecular function (GO): deacetylase activity; heparan sulfate N-sulfotransferase activity
Source: RefSeq, a predicted model, not a curated record